GAGAUCAGGAUGGUGGAGCGAUGAGGAUUUUCAAGUCGCUAGGAUGUUACGAUUGGGAUGCGAAGGUGAUGAUAGCCCUGACAGCAUUCGCUAUGAUGGCCGUGGCAAAGACAUCUCUAUCAGAAACUUUGGCUCCCUUCAACCGGCUGCCGCGAAUUACUGAAAAUAUACAAGUCCUCAUCCAAGCAGUAACAAAUCUUUCCAAGUGCAUCACUGAUGUCACUUGUCACUCUGAUAACAUAUCCGAUAGCAACCUUUCUCUUGUUGAGUGCAAGUUCGCUUUCCCUAUUGCUGCCUACUGGAUCAUUAGAAGUCUCGUUGCCUGUUCCAGUCACUUUACUUCCUUAACGGAUGACCAGAACGACGCCCACUAUAUCUCAUUUUUGGUCGGAGGAAUCAACAACCUUUACAGUCACAUCAAUGACCGCAUGCAAGAAAUUAAGAAGCAGAUAUAUCAACAGUCCUAUUUACAAAUAACGAUUCUCUUUGAGAUCGAGCAACAUACUAACUUACGAAUUUUGGAGGGAAUACACAACUCCAAGGAUGCCAAGCCCCUAGUCCAUCGUCAGAAGGGGAGGGUAACUCUCCAGGAGGUGCUUACUAAGAAGAUUGUCAUGUUGUACGUCUCGGAUCUCAGUAUCAUUACAAAAUCCGAGGAGCUAUCGAUGUUGAAGGCGAGAUACAUUGACAUGUGCUCUGUAAAACAACAUUCUCAUCAACAUCACGAGAUUGUUUGGCUACCUAUCAUAGACAAUUUUACUGAAGCCAUGAAGAAGACAUUUUAUGACUUGGUGGCCGACAUGCCUUGGUACGCUCUAAACCCAUUGUGUCUUAAACAAGAAGCAAAGCAAUACAUAAAAGAGAAGUGGAUGUACGAAAAGAAGACGUCGUUGGUGGUGCUACACCAAGGGAAGGUUGUGUGCCACGACGCCUUCCACCUGGUGCGUAUUUGGAAAAAACUAGACUUCUCCUUCACCGCCGAAGAAGCAAAUAAUCUUUGGAGUAACGUUUCAUGGAAGCUCAAUUUAUUUGAAGAUCAUUUUGAUACCACUACCAAGGAAUGGGUGAAGAAAAAUAAUGGCAUUUGUCUAUACGGAGGGAAGGACAUCGAAUGGAUAAAAAAAUUUACCACAGAAUUAAAGCGUGUCUCAGAGCUUAGCAAAACGCAACUAAAGAUAGUGUACAUUGGGAAGCAUGUGAAGGAGGUGAUGAAUAAGGCCAGAGUUGAAAAAUACAAUGUGGAUUGUUGGGAUGAGGCCAAGAUUUGCAAAUUCUGGGAACACCUUGAGAGUAUGUGGCAUUGCAAGAUGCAACACCAAAGCAACACCAGUAAUAAUGAUGUCAUCUUGCAGGAGCUUAUGAGGAUGAUAAGCUUCGGUAACAGUGAGGAGGGGUGGGCAAUAUUUAGCAAAGGAGCAUCAUCGAACAUUAUGAAGGCCCAUGGGAAAGAGCUUCUUGAAUGCUUUCAAGCAUGGGGAACAUCUAAAGAAGAAUUUUUUGUGGAACUAUCAAAAAAGUUCAGUAAUAUAAUACUGCCCGCUGAUCAUCAUUGCAUUAGCUUCGUACUCCCAAGAGAUGCUGCUAACUUCGAGGAGGAGGUGCUUUGUGUGCAGUGCCAAAAACCAAUGGAUCGGAGAAGUUUGUGCUCUAUCGCUAUUGCAAAUAAUCGGGCAAAGAGUACGUUGAAAACUUUAUUUAUUACUAGUCCUUUGUGACGAUUGUGAGUAUACCUAAAUAAAAUUGGACAUUGUUAUGUCCAAUCUAGCC
Zingiber officinale is the source of this 1767-nucleotide messenger RNA. RefSeq names its product protein SIEVE ELEMENT OCCLUSION B-like. Gene Ontology annotation, biological process: phloem development. Lineage: Eukaryota; Viridiplantae; Streptophyta; Magnoliopsida; Zingiberales; Zingiberaceae. Bases 21 to 1715 code for a protein of 564 amino acids. The transcript has 4 exons. The record is from RefSeq and is a predicted model, not a curated record.